AUGAAUGAAAAACGUGGCGGCCACGAGCUGUGGUCGGCCAUGGAAGCCCUGCAAAGGUCACAGUCACCUUUUGCAGGGAAAAUCAAUAGUCAAUCCAGUAACACUGGAUGCAAACGGCCCGCCUCCAUCAACUUCCCCGUCGCCAGUCGACGAACUCUCCUUUUCAACCACAUCUCGUUUCGCCCUCACUUCAGUUUUCUGCCCCUUCCCAAACCCCGUCCUCCCGACAAUCCCUCUACUAGUUCUCUUUCUCUCUUGGCUCCGCCGUUUCUCCAUUCCGGCCUGGAUGCGGUGAAUCUUCAGUUAAACCCCGCCGUCCGCUGCUCCUUCCGCAUCUCCGUUCUUUUCCCCCGGUCUCCGUCCGUCAAUCACGAGCAACCCCGACCGCAACCCGUCCGCUUCAGCAAUUCGUACCACAAUUCGGAUGGAAGGCUGUCGCAGAUGGGAAACUCCCAGGGGAGACAGGUCGCCUCCGACAAUGAGGUGAACUUGAAUCAGUUUCGGCUACUUCGAGUUGUCGGGAAAGGUGCUUUCGGCAAAGUCCGUAUAGUGGAGAAAAAGGAUACGGGCUUAACUUUUGCUUUGAAGUAUAUUCGGAAAGAGGAAGAGUACAUGUGUGUUUUUACCUCCGGUGAUAUUCGAACCGUUGCUGACUUUACAAGCUACAUUGUGGUCGAUUUAAUGAAUGGUGGUGAUCUGCGAUUCCAUAUCUCGCGAAAAUGCUUUACAGAAGAAGCAGUGAGGUUUUGGCUCGCUGAGCUUGGUUGCGCUCUGAGAUACAUUCACUCGCAGGGCAUCAUUCAUCGAGAUGUCAAGCCGGACAAUGUGCUACUAGACUCGGAAGGACACGUUCACCUUGCAGACUUUAACGUGGCGUCCGACUUUAGACCUGGAAAGCCUCUCACGAGCCGGUCUCAAGACACCCUCAGCGAGAACAUCAAAAAGGCCCAACCGAAAUACUACGUUACCAACCCCGCCGUAUCCAUUCCCUGCUUGCGCGCCAUGUCGGCCUUGAUGGAGAAGGACCGAAGCAAACGGAUUGGCGCGGUUAGUUUUGAGAGCUUUACCUCACAUCAGUUUUUCGCAGACAUCGACUUUGAGGCACUAGAACGAAAAGAAGUGCCCCCGGUAUUCCGGCCAUCCAGCGACAAGACGAACUUCGAUGCUACGUAUGACCUGGAGGAGCUACUCUUGGAGGAAGCUCCGCUCGAAGCUAGAGCGCGAAGGCAGAAACCAAGAGCUGAGCUGAGGGAGGAUGCGACUGCGAAGGAGAUUCGCGAAGAUGAACUUCACCGACUGAUUGAAACAAUGUUUGAGCCCUUUGAUUACACAGCCGUAACCUACCGCGGAAAUGCUGCUGAAGCAAUUGCGUCUGUUGCGAAUCCUGAAGAUUGUAUCCAAACUGCAGCUUCAUCAACGCAUUCACGACACUACUCUCAACCUGAUUCUACGCGAGGCUCACCUGCACGCGCGGAAGGAUCGCCGUCUCGCUUGACGCUACCAGACAAUCAGUCUUCAAUUGGUGUGGCUCUAGAGGGCACAACUAGCCAGCCUCUGAGUCCUGCGUCACAGACACCUCCUCCCGCUACAGCUCCCAACUUCGCUCGCCCUUUCGUCCCACCGGCAGCAGCACGGGCUCGACCAACGGCUCGCAAGACCAGCAAGGGGGGUGGUGUGCAAAUGGUUCUCGAGGAAGCGGGCAGCUGGAGUGAGCUUGCCGAUCAGAGUGCCACCCUUCCCGCCGAAGGGUUCGAUGCUAGCGGCAAAGGAAAGUCUACUAAUAGUGGUAUGCUUUCCUUCCUGAGCCGCAAGAAGGGACGUGACAGGAGUCCGAAGCCGCAGGAACCUGGUGUUCUGGGCAAGGAAGGUGCACGACAAAUCAUCAGCUGA
Messenger RNA from Aspergillus nidulans FGSC A4, 1890 nucleotides. RefSeq names its product protein ppk33. The transcript is spliced from 8 exons. The coding region runs from base 1 to 1890 and encodes 629 amino acids. NCBI's taxonomy places the organism in Eukaryota, Fungi, Ascomycota, Eurotiomycetes, Eurotiales, Aspergillaceae. Gene Ontology annotation, molecular function: ATP binding; kinase activity; nucleotide binding. The record is from RefSeq and is a predicted model, not a curated record.